Xylona heveae TC161 is the source of this 1427-nucleotide messenger RNA. RefSeq lists its product as hypothetical. Bases 222 to 968 code for a protein of 248 amino acids. Lineage: Eukaryota; Fungi; Ascomycota; Xylonomycetes; Xylonales; Xylonaceae. Gene Ontology annotation, cellular component: endoplasmic reticulum membrane; endoplasmic reticulum. Gene Ontology annotation, biological process: 'de novo' protein folding. The transcript has 4 exons. The record is from RefSeq and is a predicted model, not a curated record.
CUCCACGCUUGAUGGGACAAGUACUGUUGCCCCAUUUCUCCGUAUCUUCGCCUCCAAUCUUAACCAAGGAACGAAACCAUCGCCCUUGGCCCUCCUUCCGAUCCCUAAUUCCUAAACCUGCUUUCUCACAACUAUUCUCCAACGUUCGUUUAGAAAAAAGGAUUUAUCGGUUGUACGGCCGACCUCAACGACGCUCAUUCAGCCUCUGUCGCAUGCCCAACAUGCAUCGGUCGUUCAAGUCUAUCCUGGCCGCAGGAGCGAUGCUCGUCGCGGUGGCCUCAGCCGCCGUUGACUCGCAGUUGACGGGAACUUGGUCAACGAAAUCGGGCAAAGUUGUCACUGGUCCGGCAUUUUACAACCCGGUCAGCGACCGAUUGAUCGAACCAGACCUUACCGGUAUUUCAUACUCGUUCACCGAUGACGGCUGGUAUGAGGAAGCGUAUUAUCGGGCAAUUGCGAAUCCCCAAAACCCCUCUUGCCCCAAAGGUAUCAUGCAAUGGCAGCAUGGACAGUACACUAAGGUGGACAAUGGAUCUUUAAUCCUGACGCCUAUCGCCGUGGAUGGCCGCCAACUGCUUUCCGAUCCUUGCAACAGUGGAUAUUCUACUUACAUUCGUUAUAACCAAACCGAGCUCUUCAAGAAAUAUGAAGUUGUUCUUGAUCGCUACCACAACGUCCAGCGACUCAACUUGUAUCAAUUCGACGGCAGCCCGGUGAACCCAAUGUACCUCGUGUACAGCCCCCCUCAGAUGCUGCCGACUCAGACUUUGAAUCCGACGCCAACUUCAAGCGGGGCAAAAUCCACGUCAACCUCGAAGAGCAAACUGAAGCGUGCCCUCGGAGAUUCGGCGCCUCCCCUUGAGUACAUGUCGCUGAAAAAGCCAAAGGGCUCAACCACCGCCGAGUCGAUCUGGUGGGUCGGCUUGGGAAUGACUGCCCUCGGCGGUGCAACAUACUUUUAUUUUUAAACACUUUCAUCAUUUGCCUACCAAGAUUUCCAGUUUGGCGACCAAAAAACCCCCCGUCAGAAUCGCAAACACGGAGUCAUUACAAGUGAUGAUCAUGCGAGGAGUUUGGCAAUUCGCAAAAGGGCAUAAAUGGAAUUCGGCCGGUUUCUGUUGAUUGGUUAAUUUGGGAUUCCAAACGUCGACUUGAGCGCUCCCCCGGUUUCUUCACCGCGCACAAUCUAAUUCCAUAUAUCGCUCUAUUCCCCCCUUUUCUCUUUCUCUUCUUUUUCUUUUCUAUUUUUCUUUCGUGCCCUUCUACACUACUACUACAUUUAUUCUUUCAUAUUUAUAUUUCUCGUCGCCGGGGAGGAGACAUAUUGUUUACGCGUUGGGCGUUGGGGCGCAGAUGGCCGUAUAUUGCUCGAUACACGAACCUAUUAAACAUAUCUAGCAUGAAUCAAUCAAUUUGUCCUCCUGUGC